CAAGCUAUUGUAUUCUGUAGUUUUCUAUUAAUUCUAUAAAUUUCCUUUACAUUUUAACCUUUUGUUUUAUUUUGAAGCAGCAAGCUGCUUCAUGACAGAAUAAAAACUGGAUGCGAGUUGUGAUUGAUGUGUGCUUUUGCAGCUUGUAGCACUAUGAGAAACGCAGGUGCAGCUGAUGAUGUUUGCUAGAAGUAGAUUGAAAAAGCAAGAAAAUGAAAUUUCACUUCUGCACAGAAAACCUGUUGUAAAACUGUGGGGCAGGAAGCAAUUCCGGAAGCAAAAACUCCAUUUGUUUCUGCGGGACAAAAUGAAGAGGCUUCUUCAAGGCCAGGUAGAUGAUAAUUCAAACCACGCACAUCGCUGCCAGCUAUCCCCAGUGGAGAUUGAAACAGACGUGUUUGUUUGUGGAAUAAAGAGGAGCUCCGGGAGCACUGAAUUUUCCACAGCUGGAGGGGACUUUCAUCAGGAUGGAGGACGUGAUUCCAAAGGAGUGAGUGAAGUUUGUGUUGGUGAGGUGGAACUGAACUGGGAUGGCUAUGUGAAAAUACCAUGUUCGGUUCAACAGAACAAGAGGGACUCGCAGGGAAGUUCUUCUGAUGGUAUCACACAGACCUCGUCUGAAAUAAAGAGCAGAGUGUCUGAGGGGCAGGACCUUUCUUCCCUGAGCAUUACCAUGAGCUGGAGGGAUGCAGCUGAAAGGCAAGGGUGCUUUCCCCAGGAAAAGCCCACUUCGUACAAGAGCCGUAGAAGGCAAUCAAGAGAUCGCUCAGCUGAUGUGGUUGAUUACAUUGUUAAAGAGCUCCAGGGAAUAAGUCGAAUCCAGACGGAGAUCGCAGAGCUCCGUCAGCACCUCACCUUGAUAAAAGGCUCUGUGGAUGAAGUCUCCAGCUGCGUGGAUACAGUCUUGAGCGAGAUAGAAGGCCUACAAGGUGGUUCCAGUGGCAAAACCCAGGGUACACAUGCUCGAGAGCCAAGAAAGGAGGUACAAAAGGAAGAACCAGUAUUAUAUUUUUAUGGCAUCCCAGAGAAAGAUGGUGAAAACACAGUAGAGCUUAUCUGCAGCUUCUUGUCUGAGUAUCACUGCUUCAAUGGUAUUCAGUGCAGUAAGUAUAUAAAAGAUGCUUAUAGAUCAGAUGUGGGUACAGGCAAACCAUUAAUGCCAAGACCAGCAGUUGUGAAACUUGUCAGUUGUGAACAGAGAGACUUUAUUUUACAGAAGUCUAUCCUUCUACAGAGCUCAGGGGUCUGGAUUGCUACCAGUGAGGAGCAAAAGCGGCAGAAUGGCCAGAAAACAGAUUCGGUCUCUUUGCAGUCUGGCUUCAAGAAAAAUCAUCACAACUCGGUGAAUCCUGAUGGAGCUCAGAGAACUGAUGCAGUUGGGCAACUCCAGAUGGACUCAUUCCAAGUUAAGUAUAAAAGCACGAGUAGGAAAGCACAAUGCACAGGACAGAGACCUGAUUCUGCGCAGAAAUCAGCCAAGGAAAGCAACUCAGUGUCUGAGACUGGAAAGGAAACACAAAUAAUAAGCUGCGGUGAGCAGCCUUCAGAUGACAGUGACAUUCACCAGGUCCUUCAUGAACCUCUGCAAAAUCCACAGGUGACCAGUUUGGCCAGAUCAGGUGAUGGAAAUCACUGCUGCUCAUCUGACUCUUCUGGCCGUGCAAACCAGAUGUGUGCUUCAAAUAAUGGUGGUGAGCACAGGCUUGACACUGAAAAUGUCACUGAGAAUUGCUCUUCCCUUCUAGAAAAAGAUGAGGGCAUAACCACAGAAGAAAUUGAAAUAGACUGUGAUACUUCAUGCAAACUAACCAGUGCAGAGAAAGUUGAUAUUCAAAGAGAAGAUGUUUCUAGUGGGGUGACAACCAUUAGCUAUGAUCAUACAACAGAUGAAAUGGCUGAUAGUAGUGACAGCUUGAAAGAUAUGAUCCAAAUGGACCUGAAUGAUCAAGAUCCAACUGAUCAGGUCUUUAGGGAUGUCCUGGAAAAUUCUCAGUAUUUCCUUGACCAUUCCCGGGAUAACAUUGAUCUUGUAGACAUGAAGUUUUACACUAAUAAGCUUGGGAAAGCUAUUCACCACUUCAGGUCUGCUCUGCAGGUGGUAUUUCAUAAACUGGAAACAAGUGAUUCUGAAAUCCUUUUGGAAAAUGAUAGUGGCUUACAGAUGGAUGAUGACAACACACUUAUGCUGACCAGUUCAGGUAUGGGUGGCAGCUCUGACAACUUUGCAGAAACCCCUCCUAGUCAGUCCUCUGAGAGCCAGGCAAACACAAACGUCAACAGCGAAGCAUCUGCUCAGGUGCAAUUUGCUCCUUCCAGUCUUUCCUCUGUUCCUCAUGAGCCUCCUGUUUCCAGUUUGGUGCCAUCAUCUGACUGUGAAAUCCCUACUGGGCAAUGCUUACCUCCUGAGGAGCUUGGAGAAGAUGUGAACACCCUACCUGAGCCAGCAAAGGAGUGCAGACCCAUGAGCCUUGACAAGGUGUGCGCAGAGACCAUCUACCUGAACAAGUGCAUCAACAAUUUCAAAAAUGUGCUGAGGGAAAAGAGACAAAUGCGUAGGAGACUCUUAAAAGAAUUAGCACAGGAAGGAAACUGGAUUUCUGCUGAGGAGACAAAUUCAGGCAUUGAGAACACUUCCUUGGUGUCAUCUCUGUCCAGAUUGCUACACAGUUAAGGGAAGAGGCUUUGUUUCAAGAGUGGAAGAUAUUUGAAUUGCAGCUUGAAACCCUCACAUCCUUAUUGUGAACUUCUGUGUAUCAAAUACUAUGUUCACUCUUCCUGCAAUCAUGAAAGCUAGUCAGAGUAAUCAGAGCAGUCUUUUUCUGACUGAAAGAGUCAUCUAACUCCAAGUGCUUUUCCAGUGACUGUGCUUUCACUGUGAACAAACAGUUUGUCAACCUGUAUUUGACUUCU
Messenger RNA from Manacus vitellinus (golden-collared manakin), 2910 nucleotides. Its product is annotated as protein unc-13 homolog C-like. Lineage: Eukaryota; Metazoa; Chordata; Aves; Passeriformes; Pipridae. The transcript is spliced from 3 exons. The coding region runs from base 176 to 2671 and encodes 831 amino acids. The record is from RefSeq and is a predicted model, not a curated record.